Molecule: messenger RNA, 2325 nt
Organism: Daucus carota subsp. sativus
Lineage: Eukaryota; Viridiplantae; Streptophyta; Magnoliopsida; Apiales; Apiaceae
Product: ethylene-responsive transcription factor ERF054
Exons: 1
Coding region: 587-1780 (397 amino acids)
Biological process (GO): regulation of DNA-templated transcription
Cellular component (GO): nucleus
Molecular function (GO): sequence-specific DNA binding; DNA-binding transcription factor activity
Source: RefSeq, a predicted model, not a curated record
AGCCACAGGUCAGAACAACAAUACAUUCCAACAACGAUGUUUCUACACUCUUGUAAAUAUCUAACCCCUCCCCCACUCAACAAAAACUAAAAUGAGUUGCUGGCAUGCCAUAUCUUUUACUGGCCUCUUAUAAACCCACCUCUAUUCUCAAAUCUACACUACACAAAAACAGAGUCCUCUGCUUUUACAGCUCUUUCUGAUUCUGUUCCACUCUCACGACGCCAACAAAAUACAAACUGUUCAUAUCAGACUCUUAGCCAUUCGGAAUCUCGCCUUCUUCCCUUGAAGCCGCUCGCUCUCUUACGCUUAUCUAACACCUCUAGUAAUCUUCAUCACAUAUUUCAGAUGGGUUACUACUUUUUCAUUUCAUUCUAAAAAAAUUUCGAAAAUUUUGCUCUGUUUUUUAGCACUCCCGGCCUUUCAAAUGACUCUUUUUUUAAAUUUUCGAUUGAAUUUAUUUCCGGGUGCUAGAUUUUGAUCAUUUGUUUUCUUUAGAAAAUUUUCCAUUCAUUUUUUGUUCAAGAACUUGAAUUUAAAUCCUUUUUUAGAAAACAGAGAGCGAGCGGCUGAUUUUCUUGGCUAAAUCAUGUCUGGUAACGCGAAAAAAGUCACGGGUGAAUCUCAGAUGGAUCAUGGCAGCAACCAAGACUUCGAUUACACUAGCUUAGAAGGUAGACAAUGGAAGACAGUUUUUGAAGAAGCUUCCAUGUCAACUAUUACUACUGAUAGGCCUUUUAAGCGCCAACACUCAUUUCAAUCCUCCUCUUCUUCAGCUUCCUCUUUUCCAACAACAUCAACACCGCAAUCUUCAAGGCUUUUCCCUUUUGCCUUCGACGACAACGGGUCUCAGCAGUCGAUGGAAAGCCUGCAGAAGUAUCGGACUAGUCCUCUUCCGAUACUCCCUGCACAGAAUCAUCACCAGCAGCACCAUCACCAGCAGCAGCAGCAAAUGAUAUCGUUUGCUCCGAACCACCAGGGCUUCCCCCCUUAUUUUUCGGGAGACCUGGCGCAGUAUCAGCAGCAGCAGCUGUUUCAGUACUGGACUAAUGAAUUAAACUUAAGUCCAAGAGGAAGAAUGAUGAUGAUCAAUAGGCUCGGCCAAAAUACGAAUAGGAACUCUAUGUUCAGGCCUCCAACUCAACCAGUCACACAAACUAAGCUCUACAGGGGAGUAAGACAAAGGCACUGGGGAAAAUGGGUAGCUGAAAUUCGCCUGCCUCGCAACAGGACUCGUCUCUGGCUUGGCACGUUCGACACUGCAGAGGACGCUGCCAUGGCCUAUGAUCGCGAGGCCUUUAAGCUGCGAGGUGAGAACGCUAGGCUCAACUUCCCCGAACAUUACCUAAAUAAAAAUAAACCAAAAUCUCCUGAUUCUUCGUCACAAGCUCCUGAGCCGCCUCAACAGCUCCCUGAACCCCCUUCAUCUUCAGAACUUGCACCAAGUAUCGAAUUAGGUGACAACAGUCUGACGGAUGACUCGGGGUUCGGGUCGAGUGAGGUGACCACAGGAGGUGAGGCCAAUGUUGUUAGCUCCUCAGUGUCAUCUGAACUUGUUUGGGGAGGUGUUGGAGAAGAUUGGUUCAAUGCAGUUGCAGAAGGUUGGGGUCCAGGCAGUGCUGUUUGGGAUGAUUUAGACACUAGCAACAAUCUCUUGUUGCCUUCCAAUUAUUCUUUUGGAAAUCCUCAAAAUCAAGAACCUCAUAGUUCUGAUCCUCAAGACCACAACAUUUUUUCGGCCUUUUCAUCUCAUUCUUCUUCUUAUCCUACCGAUCCUUUUUAAACCAAGCACGGAACUCCACUUCGAGCAGAGUUCCGUGUUGGCAGAGGUCUCGAGUCCGACUCCUCAAUUCUAAGGAGCUAAGGUUGUAUAUAAUCGCCUUAGCUUCCUUCUUUCACUUGUUGCUGAUUUUUGUAGCAACUUUUGAACCUCUCUCUCAUUCUUCUUUUUCCCUUUCAUUUCAGCUCAUAAACAUUCUUAUCUAUCUUUUUUACUUUUAAAUUUCUACCUCCACUGAUGCAAAAAGAAGGUUGCCUAUUUCAGACCCUUUUUGCAUUAGUAACUAGUUAAUUUACAUGUAUUAGGAGAUGUAGAGUUUGUUUCAGCUGGGAUAAUUUGCAUUAGUGUUGUAGUUAAGAUUAAUUAUGUGUAGAGACUAGGACAGAUUGGUAAGGAAACAGUUUUGUGAUUUCCUUAACCAAACUGCCAGUCAAUUGCCAGCCAUCUCAAAGCUCUGGGUUUUAUCUGCAUAGAUGGAAAAUAUAAGUAGCUCUUCUGUUGUAUAUAUUGUGCUUGCGGUGUUUAUGGCAUUGUUAUGUUUAUCUGAA